Epinephelus lanceolatus (giant grouper) is the source of this 4128-nucleotide messenger RNA. NCBI's taxonomy places the organism in Eukaryota, Metazoa, Chordata, Actinopteri, Perciformes, Serranidae. The record is from RefSeq and is a predicted model, not a curated record.
AGGACAGAUAAGCAGGAGGACAGAGGAGGAGCAGGAGGACUGUGAGUUGUGCGCUGUUGCUUCCUGGCGGCCCAGCUGUUGGACUAUGCUGUGUUUGUCCACUGCGUGGCACCUCCUGAGCCGAGCUCACCGCCUCCCUCCCUGCCCCCCUCUGCCCGUCGCUCAGUCUGUUGACAUGUACGCCACCCGCCUCUACAGCACCGCGGGGGGAGGAGGAGGAGGAGGAGGAGGGGGAGGAGGUGGUGGUGUUAAACAGGGGCGAAGGGCGGGGCUGUCCAUGCUUGAUGCGCCUCAUCCCCACCUCCCCCACCACCCGGCCCCACCUCCCCCCGCUUACCCGCUAUACCAGGGUCGCCCUGAUGCCCACAGAGGAACGCACUUCCACCACCACUACCACCCCCAUCCGCAGCCUGCGCACCUGGCCCCGCCUCCGCUGCCCCCCCACUACCAGCACCACGCCCACUUCCACACAUACGGAGGGGGGGCUCCGGCUGGAGGGGUUGCCGCCACCGCCGGCAACAAGAAGAAGACGUGGAACUUCAUCCACGAAAAGAUGAGCUAUGACACGUUCUUCACCAUGAAGCGUCUGAUCGAACGCUCGCGGCAUCCUGAUGAGGUGCUGCGCUGGGUCACCCAGAACCCUGCCAAGAUCUCCCAUAACCACUACCCCGUUGCCCUGCAGAAGAUUGGACAGCUGCUACAGGCCACGCCGCCGCCUCGAGGCGGAGGGGAUGACCAUGACACUGAGGCUUCAGGAGGAGGGGGAGGGGCAGAGGCAGGUGACAGACGUCAGAUCCUGGAGCAUCAGGACUUCCAGACGCUUUGUAACGCCAUCGUCAAUGACUGCGCCAAGUUUGACAACUUCAGCAUCGUCAACUGUCUGUACGCCGUGGCGGCACUCGGUCUUCCCAGUGACUCUCAGGUGGUCCAGGUUUUGGAGGCGGAGUCUCAGUCCAGACUGAACCAAUUUAACCAGAAGGAUGUGUCCAUGGUGUUCAGCUCCAGUAUGAAGCUCCACCCGGGCAGCCAGCACCCGCUGACUGAGGCCUGCCUGGCUGGCCUGGAGAAGAACCUGGAGAGAGAGCGCCACCCGCAGACGCUCUUCCUGCUGCUCUCCUACUACAGACUCAAGUGGCGCUCGCUGCAGCCACAGGAACCCACCGCUGCUACAGGGGGCGCCAACGCCACUACAGCUAACAACAACAACACGUCUCCAAACCCUGAACAACUGCUUGCCAACAGGAAGAUCUUGCGUCUGGUCAAACACACUCUGGCGAGUGUCAGCGGUGUUCGUGACCAGGAGAUGGCACUUUUAGAUGAAAUGCUGGCAGCGUGUGUUCGUGAGGCGAGUAACAAAAGUCUGGAGUUAAUCUUCAGCUCUCACCUGUUCUACCAGAACCGACAGGAGAGGUUCAUCAGCAGCCUGGCAGAGGAGUUGCCAAAGAAGGUAGACAGCAUCACUCCGUACACGAUGGCUUUGAUUGCCAAAUACAUCGCUCGCCAUCGGCUGAGAGAGACACGACUGCUCGACACCAUCGCAGACUUCCUGGUGAAGAAGGCCGAGUAUCUGGACAGUAAGGUGAUCCAGAAGCUGGUGUUCCCGUUCAGCAGGAUGAGUUACCGUCCAUCCAACGAGCAGCAGUUCUUCUCUCGGCUGGAGGAGGUGGUGGAGCUGAAGGCGCUCAGCUCGCCACUCGCCACCGUCAACAUCCUCAUGUCUCUGUUCCAGCUGGGACAUUUCCCCGGCCUGGUGCUGCACCGAGUCUUCUCCUCCGCCUUCAUCAGCAACGUCACCAACAGUCCGUACGCUCUCAUCGUCCGGCGGUACCUCUCUCUGCUGGACGCUGCGGUGGAGCUGGAGUACCGUGAGUACACUGGACCACGCCUGCAGGACGCCCACAAGGUCCUGAUGUUUGACCAUGCCCUGACCGCUGAUGAGGUCAACCGCAAGUACAGUUAUAAAGGUCUGGUAGCUGAGGCUCUGAGACAGCUGGUCGGAGAACAGAACUACAAACAGGAUGAAGUGCUCGCUCCAGGAUACUACACAGACUUUGUCCUGUGGAUGGACGGUUCUGGGCGGGUUCUACCCAUCAGGACUGGAGCUGGUCUGGCUCUCAGCAUCGUUCCUCCGUCCUGUGUCGCCGUGGCGUCCAAACCGGCUGAUGGAGCGGUUGCUGUGGUGACUUCAGAGUUCCAGAAGUUCUCUCCGUUCACAGCACUGGAGGAGGGGGUAGAGCAGGCCUGUCACGUGGGCGAGGCGAUGGGCGGGGCCAUGGAGUCCAGGUCCUUCCUUCCCCACCACAUCCGCAGCACGCCAGGGGCCACGGCUCCCUCAGGGCCCCCACGGCCCGGGACUAACGGCGGCCCUUAUGGGCCCUACUAUGUCCCUGCAGCAGAGUACUACUCCAGUCUGGCCAAGGAGCACUCUCUGGAGAGCCAGGACAGCUCCACGCUCAGCAGCCCCCCCUCUGAUGGCCUGGCCCCGCCCGGGGCCCAGGGCCCCACAGGGGCCGCCGCCCCAGACUCACUCUUCCAGUUUUCCAUCGGGAAGAUCCUGGAGGACGAGGGGGGGACCCUGGGGGGCCCUGGGACAGACUGCGAGCUGCCGGGAUUCUACGAGGAUGUGACGUAUUCUGAGGGGUCCGGGACUGACAGAGGGCCCCCGUCACUACAGCUCCACCCCCCUGACAGACCCGACGGGGACAACCCCCCCACAGAGCAGAGACAGAUCAGGAGGGUCAUCAUGUCUGUCAACGAUAAGUGGCACUACUGCCACAACUCAGAGGUCCUGGUCGGGUCUCGAGCCAUGAGGGACCGGCACCUGAGGCUGCUGGGAUACAUCAUCCUACAGCUGCCGUACCAUGAGCUGGAGAAGCUGAAUGGCAUCGAGGAGGUGAAACAGUACCUGCACAAGAAGCUGCUGGACGUCCCACUAUGACGCCCUGUGUGUGUGUGUGUGUGUGUGUGUGUGUGUGUGUGUGUGUGUGUGUGCGCGCGCACACACGCGUGUGUGCGUGUGUGCACGUUGUGGGGGUCAGAGGUCAGCAGCCCUCUGAACGGUGACACGUUAAUGUGUUUAUUCAGAUCACAGCUGCAACUACUGAUUAUUUUAUCAACUAAUCUGACGAGUCAGUGAGAAGUUAUUGACAAGUCGGAGACGAGUCAGUGACGAUGGUUACAAACAGUGAAUGAUGACUCGAUGAUAAAAUAACGUGUUGCUGCAGCUUCACUGAGGUCACAUGAUGACUGUGCAGGUGGACUCAGACUCCCAUCAGCCUGUGCAGCUGUUUAAAGGACCGUUAUGCUGUUUUCUGACCAUUUUCCAAACCAGUCACAUCGUAGGGAUCAGAUUGACCCUCCGAACAGACUCCGCCCACACUGUGGUCAGUGUUCAGUAAAGUUCACUCAGCUCUGAGUUCCUGUCUCUUCUCGUGACGUCUGGAGCAGCUGGGUCGUUCCGCUGGCGAACACGAGAUCACAUGACGAGUCUCUGUUGUUUCCGGUGCAGUUGACGGCGGCGGUGCGUUCAGGUGCACUUUGACUCUGCAACAAUGAAUUAACAUUAGUAAUGUUCAGAGUGUCCUUGAGGGCACUGUCGGGGUUGCUGUCACCUGCUCAGGUGUGACGACUGUUUGAUUUGGAACGUGGUCAGCAGAGACAGUCCUUUAACGUGACAUUAACUGCAGGCUGUGUUCUGAUUGGUCGCUAUAUGAAUGAACAAACAUUGUAUCUUUUUUUGUGGGUGGGGGCGGGCGGGAGGGAGGGUGGGUGGAGUCCCUUUUUAUAAAGUAUGGUAACCAUGGUAACGGCAGCGAUGCAUGUACAGGACUCUGUUUUUCGGGGCGUCACUGUUUUAUAAAAUGAGGCGAUGAAGCAGGGGCUGAUGGGUACUGUAGUUCUCUCUGAGUGCACACUAAGGGAGGGAGAAGGGUAACCAUGGUAACGUUGUGAGUGUGCCAAAAGCCUGGAGGAGGAGCCAGCUGUGGUGUGAUGAUGUGUGGGUGAUUUAAUGUCGGGGUCAGAGGUCAGAUUAUUUAUUUGUGUAUCAGGUGACGGACAGAUGGACAGACAGCUUGUUUAUAUUCUAUAAAUCUAUUCAUUCAAAUGUCUAUAAAAGCUCAAACUGAA